Emericellopsis atlantica is the source of this 3170-nucleotide messenger RNA. RefSeq names its product sulfate transporter family-domain-containing protein. Gene Ontology annotation, molecular function: secondary active sulfate transmembrane transporter activity. The transcript is spliced from 2 exons. NCBI's taxonomy places the organism in Eukaryota, Fungi, Ascomycota, Sordariomycetes, Hypocreales, Bionectriaceae. Bases 340 to 2856 code for a protein of 838 amino acids. Gene Ontology annotation, biological process: transmembrane transport. Gene Ontology annotation, cellular component: membrane. The record is from RefSeq and is a predicted model, not a curated record.
GGAAGAAGGCUGUCGUUGCUUUGGAACAGCUUGGUUCUGGCUGGGUUCCCAGCGGGAGGCGCGCGGCUUGCCGUCCGACAGCCACGACGGCUUCCGUUCCAAGGUUACUUUAAAGAUCUUUUGCACCCCCAGGAGCGUCUACUGUCUCUCCCUCUUGGAUUCUUGGUUUCCUCUGAAUACAUCCUCUGCCAUUUUCGUUCAGCGUGUCUGUGAUAGAUUUCAUGUAAUCUUGUGCAUGCCACGACUUUGAAAAUAUCAUCACGCUUUCUGCUACUUUUCUCGUACUUUGAGUAGCAUCUAGAGUCGUCGUUCCUCUCCGACGACGCCUUCAUCGUCAUCAUGGCAGACGAUCAAGCGCCAGAACACCCACAACAGAAACAGCCUACCAAGUUGUCCCGUGCUGGUCAUUUCAUCACGUCCUCUGUCCUCGGCAUCGACACCAACGAGCGAUACGUCCGUCAACCCGAAAGCUUGGGCACGAAAGCCUACCAAAUCCUCGAACCCGCCGAUAUCUACCUCGAGCAAGAGCCCAGUGUCAAUGAGUUCCUCCGGGAGCUGGCGCCAACCCGCGCGGCGGCUGUCAACUACAUCCAGAGCCUCUUCCCCAGCUCGUCGUGGAUCAGGCGUUACAGCGGGCGUUGGCUGUUGGGGGACUUUAUCGCUGGCCUGACGAUCGGACUGGUCGUUGUGCCACAGGCCAUGGCUUAUGCAAUCUUGGCGCAACUGACGCCUGCGUAUGGGCUGUACACAUCCUUCACAGGUGCUGUGCUCUACUGGUUGUUUGGAACUUCCAAGGACAUUGUGAUUGGGACAACCGCCGUCGGCUCCCUGCUGGUGGGCCAGGUCAUCAGUAGUGUUCAGGAAAAGGCACCUGGGGAGUACAGCAACGAGAAUAUCGCCCAUGCCCUCAGCCUCCUAGCUGGCGCUGUCAUGCUUUUCUUUGGUCUUUUGCGGCUCGGCUGGAUCAUUGAAUUCAUCCCGUACAUCCCCAUCUCGGCCUUUGUCACAGCCGCCAGCAUCACCAUCAUGUCGACGCAGGUCCCUACCUGUCUAGGCUUGUCAGGCAUCAACACUCGCGAGUCACCGUACAAGGUCAUCAUCGCCACUCUCAAGGCACUGCCCGACACCAAGAUUGACGCCGCCAUUGGUAUCAGCUCCAUUGUCAUCCUCUUCGCCAUCCGUGACUUCUGCUCAUUCAUGGAGAAGAGACGGCCCGCCAACAAGCGCAUGUGGUCCUUCAUCUCCUCGCUGCGUCUCACGUUUGUUAUGCUGCUGUUCACACUGGUGAGUUACCUCGUCAACCGCACGCGUGACCUCGACAACUCGCCGUUCCGCAUUGUGGGCCGCAUUGAGCCUGGGUUCCAGCGGGCUGGUCUGCCACAACCAGACGCCAAACUCCUCAAGCUCAUCCUGCCUGAGCUGCCCGCCAUCUCCAUCAUCCUCAUCAUCGAGCACAUUGCCAUUGCCAAGGCCAUGGGCCGCAUGUUCAACUACACCAUCACGCCCUCCCAGGAGAUCGUCGCCCUCGGUGCGGCCAACAUGUUCAGCCCAUUUGUCGGUGGCUACGUCUGUACCGGAUCGUUUGGCGCCUCGGCUGUCCUGUCCAAGGCAGGCAGCCGCACGCCCCUCGCUGGUCUUUUCAGCGCGGGUAUUCUCGUUCUGGCGCUGUACGUCUUGACGGCUGUAUUCCAGUACAUUCCCAACGCGGCGCUGGCCGGUCUCAUUAUCCAUGCCGUCUGCAACUUGAUCACUCCGCCCAAGAACCUGCACAAGUAUUGGCAGCUCGCACCUCUCGAGCUCAUCAUUUGGGUCGUCGGGGUAUUGCUGGCCAUCUUUGACUCCCUCGAGACAUCGAUCUAUGUGGGCAUCGCGCUGUCCUUUGUCAUGCUGCUCGUGCGUCUCGCUCGUACCAAGGGUGAGUUUCUGGGCAUUGUACGUACACGCCGCGUCGUCUCCAUGGACAACGACAACGCGAACACAAAGGACAAGGCCAGCCCAAGCGCCUCGCCUCGUCCAUCGAGCAAUAGCUGCGAAACAGCGUCUGAGCGCGACCACUUCCUACCGCUCAGUCGUCGCGACGCCUCCAACCCAGAUAUUGUCGUCGACACUCCCUACCCCGGUGUCUUCAUCUACCGGUUCAGUGAAGGAUACAACUACACCAAUCAAGCGCUGCACAUGGACGUGCUCACACAGUGCAUCAUGGAAAACACAAAGCGGACCUCGAAAGAGCAUUUCGAGAGACCCUCUGACCGUCUCUGGAACGACCCAGGCCCCAGAGAAACCAAGGAGCAGGACCAGACGAGCCUACCCCUUCUACGCGCCGUGGUCUUGGAUUUUGCCGCCGUGAACAACAUGGACAUUACGAGCAUCCAGGGCCUCAUUGACUUUCGCAACACACUGGAGCGACACUGCGCCCCCGACGCGCCAGAAGUGCACUUUGCCAAUGUGCACAACCGCUGGACGCGUCGGGCGCUCGCAGUGUCUGGAUUCGGGUACCCUUCCUCGCAGAACGACGACGCACUGGGCUCGUGGCAGCCCACGUACACGGUUGCGGCGGUACUAGAUCAGGAGCUGCGGCCGGAUAGUAAGAAGAAGUGCGCUGUGGAGGUUGAGGAUGGUGACAUCAAGACGUUGACGCCAAACUCUUGCGUGGCCAGAAGGGGCAUGGCGAGUGUCUGGGGCGUGGAUAGGCCAUUCUUUCAUGGUGAUCUGUGGGAAGCGGUUGAUGUGGCUGUGCGGGAUGCGCAGGUGAGAGAUGGCCGGAUGGGCUGUCAGGUGGACUGCACAACCUCUGAAGGAGAUGGUGAGGAGGAGGAGGAGGAGGAGGAGGAGGAGGAAGAGGCGAGGAGGAACUGAUCUAAUUUGCAUUUCUUGGCGUUCUUGGUUUCGACUGUCAAGAUCAUGGGCACAGAUAUGAUACCAUUUGUUGCAUUUAGCGAGCAUUGCGUGGCUAGAUGAUAUGGACCGUCGGCUACUUACUACCUUCCCCUGCUCGCCUGUUCAUAUAGGCGCGAGUUUAUACAAGACUUAAAAAAGUCCGCAAACUUAUAUAUAUAUCUUGAUUCCACUCGUAUCGAGCUACCUCCGUUUCGUCUCCCUUAUUACUCAGCACGGUAGCUUCAAUCAUACUACUCACGCUCAGAUUCCAAUCUUUGCACAAUCACGAUUUC